Molecule: messenger RNA, 1620 nt
Organism: Lachancea mirantina
Lineage: Eukaryota; Fungi; Ascomycota; Saccharomycetes; Saccharomycetales; Saccharomycetaceae
Source: the annotation of a GenBank genome assembly
AUGUUUGAUAAGAAGAACGUCGACUAUUCCUUGUAUCUGGUGACAGACUCGACGAUGCUACCUGAGGGUACUACGAUUGAGUCGCAAGUCGAAAGCGGUCUUCAAAAUGGUGUAACUUUGGUACAAUUACGUGAAAAGGAUAUAGGGACAGGUGAUUUCGUGGCCAAAGCCCAGAGGAUUAAGAAAUUAUGUGCCCAGUACAACGUUCCUUUGAUUAUCAACGACCGAGUUGAUGUAGCGCUUGCUAUUGAUGCAGACGGUGUGCAUGUGGGUCAGGAUGAUAUGCCCGUUGAACUGGUGCGUAAACUUCUGGGGCCCAGCAAGAUUAUAGGAUGGAGUGUGGGUUAUGAGCACGAAGUUGAGAAGCUUGCAAAAUGGGGGCCCGGGGGUGUUGAUUACAUCGGUAUCGGAAUGGUGUUUUCGACAAACACCAAGAAAAACCCUAAGAAAUCUCCCAUGGGACCUCGCGGAGUUUGUAAUAUCUUGGACGCUUUACAGGAAAACAAGGCAAUCUGGUGCAAAGCUGUCGCAAUUGGUGGCCUUCAUCCAGACAACAUUCCACGUGUUAUGUAUCAGUGUUGCUCUCAGGACGGGUUAAGGACAAUAAAUGGUAUAUCUUUAGUGAGCGACAUUAUGGCCGCAAAAGACGCUGUGUUGGCUACCAAACGCCUUAGGUCGCUCAUAGAGAACCGUAAUUUCAAGUUCACUGAAGGCUCUACAAAGUUUCAGAGUUUGAGUAUGGAAUCUGUCGCGAUCCAGAGUGUAGUAAACUCGAUGAAACAAGGGGCACCUUUGGUACAUCAUAUUACCAAUAAGGUCCAUCAAAACUUUGGGGCCAAUGUCGCGUUGGCUCUCGGUGGUUCGCCUAUCAUGUCGGAAGUUCAAGGAGAAUUUCACGAACUUGCCUUGAUUCCACAUGCAAGUCUUUUAUUGAACACAGGAUCUGUGGCGCCACUCGAAACCACUGUCGCUGCAGUCAAAGCUUACAAUGAGGCUAAACGGCCAGUUGUUCUUGAUCCUGUGGGAUACAGUGCCUCAACGGUGAGAUUGAAUCUGAACAAUCAUUUGCUUGCAAUCGGACAAUACGUGUGCAUCAAGGGAAAUGCUGGCGAGAUUUUGUCUUUGGCCGGUCUCAAUAGAGGAAAAAUGAAGGGCGUCGACGCAGGAGACUUAACGUCUGACAAUGACGUAUUGAUCAAAGCUACAAGGCGCGUGGCAUACUUGUAUAAAACAGCCGCUGUAUGCACUGGCGAAACUGAUUUUGUUGCUGAUGGGUUCAUCAGCGGAGUUAAAAAACUGAGCGAAACUUCGCUAAUGACUGCUGACGAACUUCCUUGUUAUGCAAUUAAUGCAGGACCCUUAGAUAUAAUGGGAAGAAUCACUGCCAGCGGAUGCUCAUUGGGUACCACUAUUUCAACGUGUGUCGGUGGAGUCACAGCAGGACAAAGCAUUUUGAGUGCCGUUUUGACUGCAGUGCUACUGUACAAGUCUGCGGGUUAUGAAGCCCAACAAAAAUGUCACGGCAAUGGUAGCUUCCAAGUUGAGCUCAUUGACGCUCUUUACAGACUUUCCACAGAAAACCAACCUUCUUCAUGGAAGGCAAAGCUUUCCAAGGUUUAG